Paramormyrops kingsleyae is the source of this 1422-nucleotide messenger RNA. NCBI's taxonomy places the organism in Eukaryota, Metazoa, Chordata, Actinopteri, Osteoglossiformes, Mormyridae. The record is from RefSeq and is a predicted model, not a curated record.
AUUAUUUUCUUUUGCUCAGCAUUAACAAGGUUCAACGCUGAUAGAUGCUAUAGCGAUGCUGCGGCUAGGGGUGUCCAUGCAUGGAUCGCUUUCAUGCCGCAACAUCCGCAACUUCCGAGAACUGCGAGUUGCGUAUGUUUAAAGCAACUUUAUACACUCUCAAGAUUAAAAAAAAACAAUGUCUAUGCCUUUAUGAAUGAUUUAGAAAAGCAUGGGGUAGUCAGUAGCUCUGAUAGCCGGCAUGCUCGAUAGCACCAUAUAGGGACCACAAAAGCUAUGACGUUUUUAGUAAUACGCUGGUCGUGAUGUACGCAUUAUUUAUUUAUAACUGCUAUUGCGGAUAAUGGGAAGCAUGUGUGUCGUGGUAACUUUAAUUCUUCUUGCACUUGGAACUAAUGGGCGGGUUGUGGAUGGACAGCUGGCUCGACCCUUUAAGGCGAUUUAAGGUCACUGUGGUCGUCCUGUCUCCGGGAUGUGGGUGGAAACUGGAGAUAAGCGAUGUUGUGCAGACGCACAGGAGCUGAAGAGGGUGCUUAGACCGAUGUAAUGAGAGCUUUGGCCAUGGACAGAUGAUGGAUGUGGAGACGUCAUAUUCGGAUUUCAUUACCUGCGAUCGGACAGGCCGCAGGAACGCGGUGCCUGACAUUAAAGGAGAGGGCGUUACCGUGGGCACGGGCGAGCUAACCAAAGACAUGUCUGAGAUGAACCUGAAGUCAGAAGAGGGGGAAGGCUCUGCUCAGGCCCCGCCCACGCAGGCUGACACUCCUGGGAACCAGGAAGCUCAAGCGGAUGGGAACCCCUCUUAGAUGGAGAUCUGCCCCCCGCCCCCCCCAGCACACACACCCCCCGAAGCCUUCUGAAGCCCACCCCCAGCAAGCCUUCGCCUCUCCUCCGGAUACACGCUGCGGCCGCAGGCUUUGGGAUGCCGCCCACACACAGCCCCCCCUUGUGGAUUUAUUUUGGUCCGACAGUCUUAGAACGCAGAUGAAAAGUCCCUGGAAACACUACAAAAGCCAACUCAGUCACUUUAAAAGAUGAAAGGAAAGAACGAAUGAAAAAGCUAAAAGAAAAAACAAGCAAGUACGGUCCCAGCAUUAAAAAUGGGCUGCUCUAAUCACCCUUUGAGAAACACAGGCCGGCUCUUUUCUCUCCAGUUCCCAACUAUUCAUCACCCACGAGGAGUGUAACUUAAUUGAACUGAACACUAUCAAUCACACAGAUACCAAAAAAGACUUGAAUCAUUCCCAAUUUUGUAUGUACCUUAUGUAUACACACCUUCUAUCUUACCUUGUUAUGCUUCAGUAUAAGUUGGUGGCCAUUAUUUGGGGAUAAUCAUGUAUGGGAUAUUUAUUUUAAGCUUUUCCCAGAGAUGUUUCUAUUAGGUUUUUAAGUAAUAAAAUUUGUAGAUGUGUGUCCAAAGUA